UCUUUCAGCUCUGCUGUCCCAGAAGGCGCAAUUGGAGGGCAAAACCAAUGACGCUCCAACAUUCUCUCAAAGUACUAGUAGCAGCACAAUGCAAAAGUCAACAGCACUAUCAAAAGCAGCCCUCUCCCUGACCACUAGCCAGCUAGCUAUCGACAAUAGAGCAAUCCAAUGUUUGUGAAGAAGGACCACCGAAAGAUUCCUCGGAUCCUAGCGGACGGGCAAAAGGCGAUUGAUGAGAAGAACGAGGAUGACUAUCUGCGAGACUUGCGGUUGGCUCGACGUCAAAAUGAGUUGAAUGGCGAUGUCCGCAUUCUGUGUCAACCCCAAUCGGCAGCUCCAUUGCAGCAUCUGGAGACGUUGUCUCUUUACGAUUGUCAAAUCUCCAAUUUGAAUGGCAUUGGCAUGUUGGAAGCAUGCCCCAAGUUGCAGACGCUCAAUUUGGGCCGAAAUCCCUUGGGCGCUCUCCCGGAAGAGAUUAGCAAGCUGGCGCCAUCACUGAAAGAACUCUUGCUGGACGAUUGCGGCUUGGAGGGAUCACUUGCUCCGUGUAUUCUGGAGCUGGAGAAUCUGGAAAUACUCCGAUUGAGCAAUAAUAAGAUCACAGAACUGCCCAGGGACAUUUGCCUCUUGACGAAACUACAGGUUCUUGCCUUGGACCGCAAUCAGCUGGAAAGCGUACCUUCAGAGCUUCAGGAUUUGACAGAUCUGAAAACACUGCUAUUGCGGCACAAUCAAAUUGAAGAAUUGCCGGAUGGAGUACCUGGAUCCUCCCUUCUCAAUCUGACUUUGCUGCAUAUUUCAUCCAACAAACUCAAGGCAUUGCCAGACUCCCUGGUCGACUGCACUACCAUCACUCAUCUUUAUGCCAACAGCAAUCAAAUCAAGCAACUACCAAUUGGCAUGGAACGAAUGACAAACUUACAGAGACUCAACCUAGGCCACAAUCAAAUUGAAUCUUUGCCGAGUGACUUCAUCGAGGCGUUUGGGGAACCGGAAAGGGAGCGUCCAGAGGCCCUCUGUGUGGGUGGGAAGAACGAAAAACCACCAGAAGUUGUCCUUGUUGGAAACCAAGUGAUCAAGGCGAAACGAGGCAAAACAGGCGGCCAAGACGAUGUUGUGCCGAUGGAUAUUGAUCCUACGAGUACUAUCAACGGUGGUGUUGUAGAGGCGAGCUCUGUUGCCAUCGAGACGACGGCGGCAUAGAGCUAUUAAACAAUCUACUUUUUCUACCCCAUCGAAGUAUAAUUCCUGACCUGACCGAUUACGUUCCAAGCAAGUUGGGACCUAUUUUUUAUUCUUCUGCAGCGGUAAUUGUACGGUAGAUAGCCAAUCCAUGUUUUUAAAGUUUAUAAUCCGAGUCGGAGUCGAGUCGAUCAAUAUCGGGGUUAUUGUAAUAAGCUCAUAGUAUUCUAUUGUAUGCCGUGU
Molecule: messenger RNA, 1425 nt
Organism: Seminavis robusta
Lineage: Eukaryota; Bacillariophyta; Bacillariophyceae; Naviculales; Naviculaceae
Source: the annotation of a GenBank genome assembly